Arachis stenosperma is the source of this 3801-nucleotide messenger RNA. RefSeq names its product putative disease resistance protein At3g14460. Lineage: Eukaryota; Viridiplantae; Streptophyta; Magnoliopsida; Fabales; Fabaceae. Gene Ontology annotation, molecular function: ADP binding. The coding region runs from base 1 to 3801 and encodes 1266 amino acids. The transcript is spliced from 4 exons. Gene Ontology annotation, biological process: defense response to other organism. The record is from RefSeq and is a predicted model, not a curated record.
AUGGCCGGUGCAGUUGUUGGUGGAGCUUUCCUCUCUGGCUUCAUUAACAUUGUCAUUAACAAGUUCCUUACAGAGGAUGUGGCCAACAAGGUGUUUGGCAAGAAGCUUGGCCCUAACUUGGUUGAAAGGCUGAAGACUGCUCUUUUGGGUGUUGAAGGACUUGUUGCUGAUGCUGAGAUGAAGCAGUUCGGUAAUCCAUCUGUGAGGAAGUGGCUCGAUAGUCUCCGGGAUGCUGUUUACUGUGCUGAGGACUUGCUGGAUGCUGUCCUCCUCAAAGCCACCACUCAAAAGAAUGCAAGUUCUUCCUGGUCCCUUAGCUUCUUCAUCAACCGAGAUACGAAGAUGGUAGACAAGAUGGAAGUGGUGGUUAGAAGAAUUGAGGAUCUUGGAAAACAAAAAGAUUUCCUUGGUCUUGAAAAGAUUCCCACUGGUACCUCAUCAUGGAGGACUCCAUCCACUUCUCUUGUAAAAGGGACUGUGUAUGGCAGGGAGGAUGACAAGAAGGCCUUAAUCAAGAUGCUGAAUGACAACUGUGAGCAUCACUUGUCUGUGUUUGCUAUUGUUGGCAUAGGUGGGGUUGGUAAAACAACUUUAGCCCAAUGGCUGUACAACAAUGAAGGGGAGUUCAUGAAGGGAUUUGAUCUGAAAGCAUGGGUUUGCGUAUCGGAGAAGUUUGAAGUUGUUGAGACUACAAGGAAUGUCAUAAAGCAGCUACAUGGAGAUUCUUGUAGUCUCGAUGAUUUCAAUUCACUUCAAAAUGCUCUGAAAGAAGAAUUGUCCAAUAAGAAGUUCUUUAUUGUUCUGGAUGAUGUUUGGAGUGAUGAUGGUGACAAAUGGAGUAAUUUUAUGACCCCUUUCCAACAAAAUGGGAAUAAGGGAAGUAUUGUUCUUCUGACUACUCGGGAGGAAAAUGUUGCUUCCGCAGUUCAAAAUUGUCGGCCUUAUUUUCUCAAGAAGUUGUCGGAGGACUAUUGUUGGUCAGUGUUUGCAGAAAAUGCAUCUUUUCCACAAUCAAAUGGGAGAGCAGCACUUGAAGAAAUAGGCAGAAAGAUUGUCAAGAAGUGUGAUGGCUUGCCAUUAGCUGCAGAAACACUUGGUCGUUUGUUAUGUACAAAGCACGAUGUUGAGGAAUGGAACAAGAUACUAAGGAGUGAUAUUUGGGGAUUUUCUGUGCAGAAGAGUAAGAUUAUCCCAGCAUUACUGAUAAGUUACUUCCAUCUUCCUCCACAUUUAAAGGGUUGUUUUGUUUACUGUGCUUUAUAUUCCAAAGAUCAUAAAUUUGAGAAAGAUGAUCUAAUCCUUUUGUGGAUGGCAGAAGAUCUUUUACCACCACCAAAAAGAGGAGAGAGUUUAGAAGAAGUUGGUUGUGAAUGUUUUGAUGAACUUACUUCUAGAUUAUUUUUCACAAAGAAUGAAGACUUUGGUGAUUAUUUUGUGAUGCAUGAUCUCUUGCAUGACUUAGCAAUAUUCCUUGCUGGAGAUUUCUAUUGCAACUCAAAAGAACUUGGUAAAGAGGAGGAGAUAAAGAUUCAGACUCGGUAUUUAUGUGUAGAUUUACGUCAUUGCAGCUCAAAACUUUAUAAUUCUAUUUCUAAAGUAAAAUCUUUGAGAACAUUAUUAUUGUUUGACGGUUUCUCAUCUCCCAACUGCAACAUUGAAGCCGCAACACGUGAGAUAUUAUCAAAAUGUAAAUAUUUGAGAGUUUUAUCCUUUGAUAAAGUUGAUGUGUUGCCUAAUUCAACAGGAGAAUUGAUCCAUCUGCGCCACCUGGAUCUCUCUUUUACUGAAAUAGAGACAUUACCCGAGUCUUUGUGCAGCUUGUGUAAUUUGCAAACAUUGAAGUUGUAUCAAUGUUCUGAGCUAACUAGGCUGCCUAGUGGUUUGCAUAAUCUUGUGAGUCUCCGGCAUCUUGAUAUUAGAGGAACUUCUUUGGAAGAAAUGCCCAGAAAAAUGAGCAAAUUGAAUCAGUUGCACGUUUUACGUUCCUUUGUCAUCGGCAAGCACGAAGACAAUGGAAUCCAGGAGUUAGGAGGGCUGGUAAAUCUUCAUGGAUCCCUUGAGAUUAAGAAGUUGGAGAAUAUUGUUGAUGUGAAAGAAGCAAAGAGCGCAAAGAUAAUGGAUAAGAAGCACAUUGAUGAAUUAUGGUUGGAAUGGUCUUCAGGUGAUGAUUUGGUUUCAAGCACAGAAAAGGAAAGAGACAUGCUCGAUAACUUGCAACCACACAAUGGGUUGAAGGAGUUGAGAAUCAAGGGAUACAAGGGUACAAUAUUUCCAGAUUGGUUGGGGCGCUGUUCCUACAACAAUAUGACAAGUGUAUAUCUAGAGUCUUGCAAGAAUUGCUGCAUGCUGCCUUCACUUGGACAGCUGCCAUCUCUCAAGUUGCUGCGCAUUCGAGGUUUCAAUCAGCUGAGGAGUAUUGGCGAGGAGUUUUACAAGAAUGAAGGAGAUCAUCAUCAUUCGUUGCAUAUUGCAUCGUUUCCCUCACUGGAGAGUUUGAAGUUUCAUAACAUGCCACGAUGGGAGGUGUGGCACGUAUCUGAGUCGGAAGCUUUUCCUCAACUUAGGGAGCUUGAAAUAACAAGUUGCCCAAUGUUGAAGGAAGAGAUGCUUAAUCUGGUACUCCUCAGAAUCGUUUUUUCUUUGUCGGAUGUUUCCAAAGAUCGCAAACUACGUAUAAUCAAUAGUGAAUGGCGCAGCGAGGCCAUGUAUCUUGAUGGGGAUACUUUAACAAUUAGGGGACGUGAAUCUGUGGAGGAGUCUGCAUUUAAGGCAAUGAUCAGCAUGAACCAUCUAAGUUGCCUCCAACAAAUACACAUCUCGAGCUGUGAUUCACUGACCUCCUUGUCGUUGGAUGUAUUUCCGAAUCUCAAGAAUCUCCGGAUAGAAGGGUGUAGGAAUCUGGAAUCAGUGUCAAUGUCAGAGGCACCACAUGCUGCUCUUCAACGCCUCUCCAUCUCUGAAUGUCCUGAAUUAGUGUUAUUUGCAGGAGAAGGACUGGCUGCACCCAACUUGACUCAUCUCAGCAUCACACAUUGCCACAAGUUGGAGGCAUUACCACGUGACAUGAAUAGUCUACUCCCAAGUUUACACUCUCUCCAGAUAUAUAGUUGCUCAGACAUGUGCAGGUUGGCAGAGGGUGAUUUGCCGCCUAACUUGAAAGAACUUGAAGUGGGAAUUUGCGAGCAACAAAUAAGGGAUCUAUCAUGGAUGCCCAACUUCCACACCCUCACUCAUCUUACUAUUUAUGGUUAUGGGUGUAAGAACAUAAAGUCAUACCCACAGGUGGGUUCGCUGCCUCACCUUCCCUCCGUUACCACUCUCAAUAUAUGCUGCUUCAAGAAUCUGGAGACAUUGGAGUGCAAUGAGCUUCUCCGCCUCACCUCCCUUCAACACUUGCACAUUUAUGACUGCGAGAAGCUGGAGAAUAUGGAAGGAGAAAGGCUGCCUCCCUCGCUCUUGCUACUUCAACUUUCAUGGUGUCGUUGCAGAAUAUGGCAGGAGAAAAGCUUCCUUCCUUUCACUUACUACUUGAAAUUCAAGACUGUCCUUUGCUCGGUGAAUGCUACAAGAAGAAUAGUUGCAGCUAAACUCUCUAUGAAGAUUUUCCAGGGGCCUGAAGAGAUACAUAACUGCUACGGUCAAGGAAUUGCUUUCUUUAUGGAUUCAACCAAUAAAAUGUGCAUUAGACGCACCUCUUCUGUGGCAAUUGCAACUUGGGGAGCAUGUAGUUCUGUUUUUGAAGUUAAAAAGGAGUGCAACAAUGUUGAAGACAUCAUUCUGCAUUUAUCAAGCAGGUUCUGA